CCACGCAUGCGUAGAAGAACAACCGGAAGUGUUUCCCAUGUGGCGAAAUUCGUCUGCAAAUGCAAGAUGGGUCGCAUUGGAAAGCCACAGAAGACACAGAAAAACAAGAAAAUUAAAUCAGUAGACCCAUUUUACAUCGGAGAUAGGAAAGAUAGCCGAACAAAGCACAAAGAUCAAAGGCCUGCAAAUGAUGACCAUCAAGAAAUGCCCAGGAAAGUCAGACGGUUAAUGGAUUCAGUUUUAGAUGUCAGGAACCUAUCUUCAAAGAAGAGGAACAGAAAGCGGCACUUUGUUGAGCAGAACUAUGUGCACCCUGGCAUGACGAAGCCCAUGGAAGCUGUUCCAAAGUUCAAGAAGAGAAAUAAUGAAUCUGAUUACAAGUUCAUGAGUCGUGUGGAAAGAGAAACACAGGCAGUCCUCCAGCAGUCCAAACUAGAGGACAAAUUCAAGGUGAAAUUUGAAAGGAAUGCAAAAGGAGAAAUUGUUGUUCAAAAGAAAGGUCCAAGUAAAAGGAAAAAACAACGAAUGAAAGAAAGAAAACAGAAGAAGAAGGAACAGAAACAGGAGAAAAGUAUAGAGAAGAAACUAGAGUUUGAUGCAUUAACAGAUAAGGUCCAGUUCGGUGAGAUAGUGUCACAGCCACCUGUCCUUACAGCUAAGCCGUGGAAAAGUCAGACCCUGGGGCAUACAAAGCCUGGUCAGAGGUCGUUGCUGUUAAAAGAGAUAAUGUCAGACCAAUUGGGUAGUACAAGCAGUACCAAGCGGAAAAUCGGGGAGACAGUAAAGAGGAAACACCUGACCCCAGCUCAGCAGGUGGUUACAGACUUAGAGAGACAGAACGCUAUAGACAUGUACAGACACUUGAAGGGCAAAAAACAGAAACUCUCUGACACAUGAUUCCCAGAGGAUUGGAAUAUGAUGUUUACUGCGGACUCCGUGACACACAGGCGGUAGUAUGGGAUAAGUGCUGUGGAUGGUGCUGGCUGGCCAGUUCAUUGAUGACGUUGAACAUUAUUGGACCCAUAAAAUAAUGAUAUGCACUAGGAAAUCUGUGUGAUUUUACCUGACACAUCACAGAAUAUCCUUAUACACAAAACAUCAUAUUGAACAUUUUUGUGUGGAAGCUGUUAUUCAAGUUCCAGGCAUUUCUGCUGUCUUUUACAUUCAACACCUGGCAUGCAGUCUACUGUCUGUAGGUUGUGUGGUCUGUAAUUCCAGCAGGUACUGCUGUGAUGGGAAUAAAUACAUUUCUAUCCUGUUCUUUUGAAACCGGCAUUGAAAAUUUAUAUUUUCAAAGAGAAUUAUCACUGUGAUUUAUCAGGCACUUUAUAUGGAUUAUUUGAUUUCAUUUCGUACAUAUAGUUGAGGCCCUUUAGUCUUUCAGAUAAAAUGUACUCAGAUAUAGCCAAUGCUUGAUCAGCUGUGGUCAAGUGGUUUGUCAGGUACCUGUGGACAGAGGUUGUCUCGGUGUGUCCAGUUUUUCGCCAACUCACUGGACUCCGAUUGAAUGAAUCAAAUGUUUAAAAGUAUUGAUGAAUGAAUGAAAUGAUUAAAAGUUUUAAAUUGGUAUGAUUUUGGUACGCAGCUUUACAUAUAAAGGUAGAACAGGUUCCUGUAGUGGUUUUGCUGAACCUUCAUCCUUGAAGAGAACGUGGUUAGUGUAUGCAAGCAAAACGUGAAAGACUGAGUAUAACACCUCUCAGAUAAAUAAAUUAGCUUUUUUAUGUCU
Messenger RNA from Liolophura sinensis, 1729 nucleotides. RefSeq names its product coiled-coil domain-containing protein 137-like. The record is from RefSeq and is a predicted model, not a curated record. Bases 7 to 897 code for a protein of 296 amino acids. The transcript is spliced from 7 exons. NCBI's taxonomy places the organism in Eukaryota, Metazoa, Mollusca, Polyplacophora, Chitonida, Chitonidae. Gene Ontology annotation, cellular component: nucleus.